AUGCCCAAUGUCUUCCAGAAUAUAUUGUCCAGUAUUCGUGUUUAUCGAGAGAUUAAAAUGCUUCUUUUCUUCAAACAUGAAAAUGUCCUUUCGGCAUUAGAUAUACUUCAACCUCCUCAUAUCGAUUUCUUCCAAGAGGUUUAUGUGAUCACUGAAUUGAUGCAAAGUGAUUUACAUAAAAUUAUCGUCUCUUCCCAACCUCUUACCUCCGACCAUGUCAAAGUGUUCCUUUACCAGAUACUCCGGGGUCUCAGGUACCUCCACUCUGCCAAUAUACUUCAUCGGGAUAUUAAACCUGGCAAUCUUCUGGUCAACAGUAACUGUUUGCUCAAAAUUUGUGAUUUUGGUUUAGCUCGGGUCAAUGAGACCGAUGCCUCUAAACGUAUGACCCAAGAAGUGGUCACCCAAUAUUAUCGAGCACCCGAAUUAUUAACAGGAGCUAAUCAUUAUACCUUUGGUAUUGACAUUUGGUCGGUUGGCUGUAUUUUCGCCGAAUUAUUAGGAAGACGGAUUCUUUUCCAAGCCAAGACUCCCCUUCAACAACUUGAUCUAAUUACUGGUCUUUUGGGUACACCAACCUGUGAAGAUAUGAGAUAUGCUUGUGAUGGUGCCAUAAAGUAUAUUCAAGGUCGACCUUAUAAAGCACCUUCGCUCAGUGCAUUAUACACUCUCUCGCCCCAGGCAACCCAUGAAGCUGUUCAUCUUCUCAGUCAAAUGUUGGUUUUUAAUCCAGAUAAAAGGAUUUCUUGUACAAAUGCACUUUCUCACCCUUAUCUGGACGAGGGUCGAUUACGUUAUCACUCUUGUAUGUGCCGAUGUUGUCAUACCAUUGGAGGUGUGCGUCGUUAUGCAUCUGAUCUCGAACCUUUAGCUUGUGCCGUAUUCGAUGAUGGCUUUGAGAGAGGUCUUCAUUCUGUCCACCAGGUCAAGGAGAAAUUGCACAAAACGAUACUAGAAAAAUGCGGAAGUUACAAUCGAGUACCGCUUUGUAUUAAUCCAAAUUCAGCAGCUUUUAAAAACUUUGCCAGUUCCACUGUGGCUCAUCCAUCAGAACUGCCACCAUCUCCCCAUCAAUGGGAAUGUUCAUAG
Panonychus citri (citrus red mite) is the source of this 1089-nucleotide messenger RNA. RefSeq names its product serine/threonine-protein kinase NLK-like (gene nmo). The transcript has a single exon. Gene Ontology annotation, molecular function: MAP kinase activity; ATP binding. NCBI's taxonomy places the organism in Eukaryota, Metazoa, Arthropoda, Arachnida, Trombidiformes, Tetranychidae. Gene Ontology annotation, biological process: protein phosphorylation; intracellular signal transduction. Gene Ontology annotation, cellular component: cytoplasm; nucleus. The coding region runs from base 1 to 1089 and encodes 362 amino acids. The record is from RefSeq and is a predicted model, not a curated record.